Messenger RNA from Monomorium pharaonis (pharaoh ant), 1294 nucleotides. RefSeq lists its product as uncharacterized. NCBI's taxonomy places the organism in Eukaryota, Metazoa, Arthropoda, Insecta, Hymenoptera, Formicidae. The coding region runs from base 720 to 1061 and encodes 113 amino acids. The transcript is spliced from 2 exons. The record is from RefSeq and is a predicted model, not a curated record.
AAUUCAAUUUAUAUAAAACAAUAUAAACACUUACAUCUCAUGCUUUUAUUUUGAAACAAAAUUAACUGCUAUCAUUAAGUUAUUUUCUAUAAUCCUAUUUCCAUAAUUCUGAAUAAUGGAUUGUUAGUUUUAUCUCUCUCAUCAAACUGAAACAUUCUUCUUUUUAUCGGAUGAAAAUGUAAUGGAGAAGAGAAAGAAUUACACAGGUGACCUGCAAGAAUUUUCUAAUUGAGAAUAAAAUCUAUUCUGAUCGCAGCUCGGUCACAGUUUUUGUAAUUUAAAAAUCUGUGUCAGGUCACUAGCCAUUCACUGUCUUAAACAUUCUGAGUAAGCGUAAGCAAGCCGCGCGACCACCUGAGAUGGUGUAACGUGUCACAUCCCUGAUGCACGCGGAGAACAAAUUAAUUAUUCAAACGCGUAGCGAAAAAAAGACGAAGAAACGAGAGAUCUACGCCGAGAGAUCAGAGAUGUCGAUAGCCGCCCUUGUAAAUGGCACGUUUUCCUAUUUAUAUCAAGAUACCUGUCUUUCUCUCCUCUUCCUCUCAUCUCUCUUCUUUUCUGUCUACCUUUCUGCCGGGUCCUAACGCUAGCCGUCCGCCACGAUGUAUAAUAUUAUUCGGUGAGACGCCAAUAAUGAGAUCGUUUACGUUCGCUCUUAUGCUCGCUCGCUCGUUCGCUCAUGGCUCGUGUUGGUCAAAACAACGUGCAGGACAGGACGGAUGGCUAACACGUACUAUACUGCGUGGCAACAACCAAAAUGUUUAAACAAUGCGUCAGCUCAAAAGUGCUUAACCACCGUUUUACGCGACGGAGAACACAGGGCGAUCGUCUUUCAGCUCUCAGGAAGGAGAAAUUUUUGUGAUCGCGGAAUCAUGCACAACUGUCUACAUGACGGUAAAGGAGGGGGAAAGAUUUUGCAACAAAAUCAUUGUAGUAACAUUUGUAUGAAAACUACAAAAGGCGUACUUCAUUGUACAAGAAGUCCCAUUUUUGCAGUUUGUCUCUUGGUUCUAAAAAAAUUCAUGAAUAAUGAAAUUCAUGAAAAGUAUGUACUCCCUUAAAGUUAAAUAAUUGUAUAAGUAAUGCUAUAAGAAAAAGUCAUGUAAUAUUUUUAAUAAGAAAUAAUAUGUAGAAACUUACUACUAUUGCGUAACCAUAUAAAAUAUGUCUGUAAUUCAAUUUUAGUGAAAAUUAGAGUAAAUGCUUUCCAUUGAAAAUUCUUCCAUUUAAAGAAUCUUUAUAAACACACAUGUUGAAAAAUCUAUCAAUUUUACCGCACUAAUUAGAUAUUUUA